AGGUAGACUGCCAAAGUAAUGACAACGCAAGAAACCUGCUUUCUUUUGCAAAGCUUUUGUAUCAGUGAUUGUGGGAAAGUUUUGCAAUCAUGGUAAGAAGGAAAUCCAAGGUUUAAAAAAAUGCAGUGGAGCGCUCCACUUGGAGUAGGCAGCACUUUUGCUGUGACGUUGCUCUGGCUUCAAGCCUAAAAGCCCUAGGGCACGGGAAAGAAACAGCCUGAUGUCGCAGUGACACAAAGAAAACCUACAUAUCACAUCUGGAGGAGGAAAACCAUGGACAGGCCAAUCACUGCUGGCCAACUUAAAGACAAAUCACUUUUCCAGGACAGCGAUGGCAGCGCAGUUCCUGCCAAGAGUGUGUGCCAUAUUUGUUCAAAGCUAAAGAUAUUUCUUGGAGCUCUAGCUUUUUCCUUUUUUGCCAGAGGACUUUCUGGAAGCUACAUGAAGAGCAUGUCCAGUCAAAUUGAAAGAAGAUUUGAAAUCUCAUCAUCAAUUGUUGGCAUUAUUGAUGGCAGCUUUGAGAUAGGUAAUUUAAUGGUAAUGGUGUUGGUGAGCUACCUUGGACCAAGAGUUCAUCGACCAAAAGUAAUUGCUGUUGGAUGUCUCAUCAUGUCCUUAGGAGCAUUUUUGUCAGUGAUGCCUCAGUUCCUAAUGGGACGUUAUAAUUAUGAAAGAAUAACUGUUACUGUGGACAACUCCUCUACGAGUGUAUCAGCUUGCUCCCCAGCGUUGUCUGGGAGCCAUCCAGUCACAGAUGCUACAGAAACACCCAGCGCGAUGAAAAAUUUCGGAUGUGAGAAAACAACGAAUUCCUAUCUGUGGCUCUUUGUGUUGAUGGGGAACCUUUUACGUGGAAUUGGGGAAGCACCAGUUAUGCCACUGGGAGUUUCAUAUAUUGAUGAUUUUUCUAAAGAAGAAAACUCAGCAUUUUACAUAGGCCUGGUGAGAUCCUCGGGCAUGUUUGGGCCAACCCUGGGAUUCCUGCUUGGAUCUUUCUGUGCCAGCCUCUGGGUUGACGUUGGCAUUGUGGAUAUCGAUGCUAUCAGCAUAAAUCCCAAGGAUACCCGUUGGGUUGGUGCCUGGUGGCUUGGAUUGCUUAUCUGUGGAGCAGUCAACUUCAUUGCUUCAUUGCCUUUCUGGUUUUUGCCUUACUCCUUACCAAAAGAAGGAGAGAAUGAAAACCUGAAGAUUACUCAUUUGCCUGUUCAAGGAGAUCACUGUAAAAUAGACCCCCCAGCUCAGCCACAGUUAAAGUUCUCAGAGGCAGUAAAAGAUUUCUUCCCAGCUCUGAAGAAGCUGUUUGGAAAUCCAAUUUUCCUGGUGUACAUCUUCCUCACUAUUCUGCAGUACAAUUCCCUUGUUGGGUUAAUAACCUAUGAGACAAAGUUUAUGGAGCAGCAAUUUAAUGUGUCAGUGGCAAGGGCCAUCUUUCUAAUUGGUGUGAUACUUUUACCCGUCACAAUCCUGGGGAUGUUUCUAGGAGGAUUUCUGAUCAAGAAAUUCAAACUUCACAUAACUGAAAUGGCAAAGUUUGCGUGCAUCACCUUUAUAGUAGCAUAUUUGUUAAACCUCUUGUACUUUAUGUGUAGUUGUGAGGUGCUCCAGGUGGCUGGACUGACAGCACCCUACUCUGGACUAAAGCAUCUUUCCUCCCCCAAAACCAGCUUCGUGGCCAGCUGCAACACUGACUGCAGCUGCAAGCUGGAUCAGUGGGACCCUGUAUGUGGGGAUAAUGGGAUCACUUACAUGACGGCCUGCUUUGCUGGAUGUAAAUCAUCGACUGGGAUGGGAAAGAAUAUGGUGUUCCACAAUUGCAGCUGUGUGGAAGGACGAGGGCGUGGGCUUGGCAACUCCUCUGCAGUUUUGGGACAAUGCCAAAGAGAAAGCUGUACCAAAGCAUUUCCCUAUUUUUUAGCAUUACAGACUGCAUGUGCAUUUAUUUUAGCCUUAGGAGGCACUCCUACAUACAUGAUUAUGUUUAGAUCUGUUUCACCAGACCUGAAAUCCUUUGCUGUUGGGAUCGAAACUUUAGGUGGUAGAGUACUAGGAGGACUCCCAGCCCCUAUUUAUUUUGGUGCCUUGAUAGAUGAAACCUGCUUGAAAUGGGGGACAAAAAACUGUGGGGGAUCUGGAUCUUGCCGGGUAUACGACACGAAAGCAUUCAGAAAUGUCUAUCUUGGCCUCAUUGCAGGACUACGGGCAGGAUGCUGUCUCUUAUACAUAGUGCUCUCUGUUUUAAUAAUGAAACGCUUCAAACCAGAUGGCAAAGAGAUGACAGAUAUUAAAAAUACAGAAAGAUCAACCAGCAAAGAACCAGAUACUGCCAACAGAAAAGAAAUUCUUCCUGGUGCAAGAACCUCAGAGGAGAGUGAGGAAACUUGUAUGUAAAAAAGAAACAAGGUCUUUUCAUAACUUUGCCUAUGCUUCAGUUUUUUCUAAGCACAACAGGAGUCUAAUUACUGGCUUCAACAGCUAGUUUACAUUUUGGAGGUCCAAAAAAAUGUCUUUGAAACAUUGACUUUUAAUUUGCUUUACCUUAUCCUCUGCUUCUCCUCAUCUGAAACAAUAGAGGAAAAAGGUUUUCAAAAUUUUGGGGAACUCUCCCAUCCUCUUGCUCUCAGUCCCUUUCUAGACCAACAGUAGGACUAGCCGAAAUUUUUCAAGUGUCAUAAAUUUGAUUAUGAUUGAAAAAUUAAAAAGAAGAGAUCCACAAUAAGCUGCUUUUCCAUUUUUCACAGACUUCAUUUCAAGUCCUCUUGCUCUGUACUUAGGCCUAUAGCUCUCAAUGGCCAAUCAAGUUACACUUGCCCAGUUGCUCUGACGACCUUUGCUGCGUGGUUCAUGGCCAGAGCUCUUUGUUCCAGACUGGGUCCCAUGGCCCAUGCUCAGGUGAGAGCCCCGGGGCCGUCACUGAGCACUCUCUGAACAAGAACUGCACAAUGACUCUGGGGUUUGGCUUGAACACUUUAAACAAUCAAAAUGGAUUGCAAACAUAAGAAAGUGGUGUAUUAAUUUUGCAGCACAUCUCAGUAUUGGGUUUGAGUAAAAUGACUCUGAACUGAUGCAAGAAAGUGACAGGUGUUUAUGUUCCUUUGACUUUUUUUGGUGUGUGUGGGGGGGCUUUUUUAUCCUAAUGACCACUGCUUUUAUACCAUAUGUAUAGAGGUUUCCUUUCUUGUCUAAGGAACCUCCAGUAAGCCUUGAAAUACAGUGCUAAAAACUUGCAAAUUCACAGCUUUCCACAGACAGCCUAGUCCAGGGAGAAUCUUUAAUAAAGGAUGCUUCCAACAGUCA
This is a messenger RNA of Aquila chrysaetos chrysaetos, 3294 nucleotides long. RefSeq names its product solute carrier organic anion transporter family member 1C1-like. Gene Ontology annotation, molecular function: protein binding; bile acid transmembrane transporter activity. The coding region runs from base 274 to 2388 and encodes 704 amino acids. Gene Ontology annotation, biological process: transmembrane transport; sodium-independent organic anion transport; bile acid and bile salt transport. Gene Ontology annotation, cellular component: membrane. The transcript has 15 exons. The record is from RefSeq and is a predicted model, not a curated record. NCBI's taxonomy places the organism in Eukaryota, Metazoa, Chordata, Aves, Accipitriformes, Accipitridae.